AUGCCACCAAAAGAGAACUGGGAGAAAUACGAGAAACCCAUUGACGACAAGGAAGAGGAAAAGAUUGUCGCUUUGGACGAGGGCGAUAUCAAAUUGUUGAAGACCUAUGGACAAGGCCCUUAUGCUAAAGAACUCAAGACACUUGAACAAGACAUCAAAGAUAUACAAAAGCGAGUGAAUGAAAAGAUUGGUGUCAAGGAAUCAGAUACCGGUCUUGCAGCACCAAAUCUAUGGGAUAUUCCAGCCGACAAACAAAGAAUGCAAGAAGAACAACCAUUGCAAGUGGCUCGCUGUACAAAGAUCAUCCAAGGUGGAGACAAUGAAGAUGCCAAAUAUGUCAUCAAUGUCAAGCAAAUUGCCAAAUUUGUGGUGGAGCUUGUGCGGCAUGUAUCUCCUACCGAUAUUGAAGAAGGCAUGCGUGUAGGUGUGGAUCGUACAAAAUAUCAAAUCCAAGUCCCAUUACCACCAAAGAUCGAUCCUUCAGUAACCAUGAUGCAAGUCGAAGAGAAGCCAGAUGUGACAUACAGCGAUGUGGGUGGAUGCAAGGAACAAAUCGAACGAUUGCGUGAAGUUGUUGAAAUGCCAUUGCUUGAACCAGAACGCUUUGUCAAUCUUGGUAUCGAUCCACCCAAGGGUGUCCUUUUGUAUGGCCCUCCUGGUACUGGCAAAACGCUUUGUGCUCGUGCCGUCGCCAACCGUACAGAUGCCACUUUUAUCCGUGUGAUUGGUUCUGAAUUGGUGCAAAAGUAUGUUGGUGAAGGUGCUCGUAUGGUGCGUGAAUUGUUUGAGAUGGCAAGAACAAAAAAGGCGUGUAUCAUUUUCUUUGAUGAAGUGGAUGCCAUUGGUGGUGCUCGUUUCGAUGAUGGUGCAGGCGGUGAUAACGAAGUGCAACGUACCAUGUUGGAGUUGAUCAAUCAAUUGGAUGGUUUCGAUCCUCGAGGCAACAUCAAGGUUUUAAUGGCCACCAAUCGUCCUGAUACCCUCGAUCCUGCUCUCCUUCGACCGGGUCGUUUGGAUCGUCGUGUAGAAUUCGGUCUUCCUGAUUUGGAGGGUCGUGCACAUAUUUUGAAGAUCCACGCAAAGAGUAUGAGUGUUGAACGGGAUAUCCGCUACGAAUUAAUCGCUCGUCUUUGUCCAAAUGCCACCGGUGCCGAAUUACGGAGUGUGUGCACAGAAGCAGGCAUGUACGCUAUCCGUGCCAGAAGAAAGCUUGCUACCGAAAAGGACUUUUUGGAAGCUGUGAACAAGGUCAUCAAGGGUUAUCAAAAGUUCUCCAGUACACCAAAGUAUAUGAUGUGGAACUAG
Molecule: messenger RNA, 1305 nt
Organism: Lichtheimia ornata
Lineage: Eukaryota; Fungi; Mucoromycota; Mucoromycetes; Mucorales; Lichtheimiaceae
Product: 26S protease regulatory subunit 7
Exons: 8
Coding region: 1-1305 (434 amino acids)
Biological process (GO): proteasome-mediated ubiquitin-dependent protein catabolic process
Cellular component (GO): proteasome regulatory particle, base subcomplex
Molecular function (GO): ATP binding; ATP hydrolysis activity; proteasome-activating activity
Source: RefSeq, a predicted model, not a curated record